Penicillium brasilianum is the source of this 1113-nucleotide messenger RNA. The record is from the annotation of a GenBank genome assembly. Lineage: Eukaryota; Fungi; Ascomycota; Eurotiomycetes; Eurotiales; Aspergillaceae.
AUGGCCGUCUUGCCUCCGACCGUCCACCCGAUCGAGCCCCCAAGUGGAUCUCUGAUUGAUUUUGGAGCGCAGAUCGAGGGAAUCGACUUGGAAACCCUGUCCGACGAACAAUUCACCACCAUCCGCAACGCAUUAUAUCACCACCACGUCGUGGUAUUCAAAAACCAACGCAACAUCUCCCCCAAGGCCCAAUACGAACUCACCAAGCGCUUCGAUCCGCAAGCCGACAACUACGGCCACGGCAAGACGAUCGACGCCAAACGCAGCAUCCUCCACCCGGAUCUCAAAACCGUCCCGCACCAACCCCAAGUGCAAAUCAUCGGCAAUGGGUUCGUAGAGGCCUACGAGGGUCUAGAGAAUUUCCAACUACGACACCCACACCACCGCACAUUCCACAGAGACCAUAUCCCGGACGACAAGGACUAUGACUACACCCGGUUUUAUCGCUGGCAUAUCGACGCGGCCUUGUACGAUCUGAAUCCGCCGCAAGUAACGACCUUGCUCGCAGUGCGGGUCCCCAAGGGCCGCCGCCAGACCCUCCUAUACGAUGACGGGUCCGGUGAGACGAUGGACGUGCCACUGGGCACGACGGCAUUCGUGAGCGGCGAGAGAAUGUUCGAACUACUCUCCCCGGCCGAGCAGGAGUUUGUGCGGACGAGUAAGAUCGAAUACGCGCCUCACCCAUAUAUCUGGAUGAGUCCCGCACACUCCCGCUCCACGGGGUUAGGCCUACACUCCGAAGGCCUCGAGCUACCACCCACCGACCUACCCCCCAUCGAGCAAGACAAGAUCAAAAUCUUCCCCAUGCUCUGGAAGAACCCCAUCACGGGGAAACUAUCCCUCCAAAUCCACCCCUCCGCCAUCCGGCGGAUCCAUCUGGCCGACGGCUCGGUGAUAGACGAUCUCGAACGCGUCCGGGACAUCGUGUACAAGUUGCAGCGUCCGGGGAUUAGUCCGCAGUAUGUUUAUGCGCAUGACUGGGAAGAAGGGGAUUUGGUUCUGUUCAAUAACCGCGGUGUGUUGCAUUCGGUUGUGGGUGCGUUUAAGCCGGAGGAGGUCAGGUUGUUUCGGCAGUGUAAUCUUGCGGCUUCGGAACCGCCGGUGGGGCCUUAG